AUGUCGUCUGAUGAUGAGCCUCCGGUGAAAAAAUCUAGAACAAGGGAUGAAUCAAAAUGUAUCUCAUGUAAUAAAUAUUUACGAAACUUGAGUGGAUCUCAUUUGGACAUAAGCAGUCGUGAACAAGCUUCAGAUUUUCAUAAAAAUCAAAAAACAAAUAAUUUGACUCAAGACCGAAUUCCAUCGGAGACCAAGACGACUGGUGCAGAAGGCUUUUUGAAAAAAGAUCUUGUUUCAGAUGAAGUAGAAAAAAUUCCGUCUGAAAUUGAAGAACAAACGUCAAAAAUAUCACUUGACAAUUCACAAGACAGCAGCGUAGAAGCGAAUACACCUUCUUGGGAUAGAAAAUCUAGAGACACUAAAAGCAGUCAAGAUUCAAUCACAGAUUCUAGUCAACAAAUAGAUUCUUCUGGUUCUGAUCCAACAUUCAUAGCAGUUGAAACCACGGAAAUUGAAAUGGUAUCAAUGCCUUUUGCAAGAGUCGUCGUUACUCACAAAUAUUGUUUCAUGUGCAAAGAUACGAACGACCUUCAAGACGUACCAUUCGAUGCUCGUGUACAAGUAUUUGUAAAAAAGAGGAUAUUCAUACCAAGAAGGAAUAGGUGUUGUAAGAAGCAUUUAAUUAAAAAUCGUUUCUAUGAUCAAGAGUUAUCGAACAUAUCUACUGCUGACAACGAAUGUUCGAUAGAAUCAAAGGAAUUGACAAAGUUUUUAGAAUCCUUAUCAGAUUUGAGCGAUGCUCGAUUUCAUGAUAAAAUCAGCGAGUAUGCAAUUUCUGAAGAGAGAGUAAAAGCAUUGACGGGUUUUACGUGGGAAAAUAUUAUUACUCUUCGAGAAAUGAUGAAAACUAUGCGAAGUUCAGAUCAUCGAAAUGUUACUCAAGCACUAGUCAUAUUUUUGAUGAAAAUGAGAACGGGAAAUUCUGAUCUUUGUAUAUCUGCUAUACUUGAAAUCAAAGAAAAAAUGGUUCAAAAAUGUAUCAAUGCGGUUUUAAAAUGUUUUAAAGAAGAAGUUUUACCGAAACAUUUUGGAUUCCAGGCGUACUCUAGAGAAUUCUUAUUGAGCCAAACCUCCCCUGUAGCCAAAAUAUUAUUUAAUUUAGGAAAUAGUCUGGCUAUAGUAUGUGAUGGCACAUACUUACGUCACCAAAAAAGCAGUAAUAAUGCUUAUCAAAAGAAAUCUUACUCUGGACAAAAAAAAACUGCACUUUGUAAGCCUUUCACAAUCGCAACUACGAAUGGCUUUACAGUUGAUGUCGGUGGACCAUUUAAUGCUAACCUCAACGAUGCUAAAAUUUUGGAGGAGCUAUUAAAUUCACCUGAAGGUCUUAACAGUGUUUUAGAAAAAGGAGAUUACUUUAUCUUAGAUAGGGGAUUUCGUGAUGUAGUCCUACUUUUGACAAGUAUGGGUUACAGAGUACUUAUGCCGGCGUUGAAAGGAAAACGAAAUCAAUUAACAGUAGAAGAAUCAAAUGAAUCUCGAUUGGUAACUAAAGUUAGAUGGGUUGUUGAAGCUAUACAUGGUGUAGUUGGACAAAAGCAUAAACUUCUUCACAACCAAUUUCAUAAUUCUCAAUUGCACAGUGCUGGAUUGUACUGUCGAAUUGCCUGUUUUCUCAAUAAUUUAUUUGGAAAACGUCUCAAUUCAGAUGUCGGAAAAAUAAAUUCGAUCAUCGAAAGAAUUAACGAGACAAAAAAUUUGAAAAAUACUUUGGCUGAAUUCGUUGAAGAGAAUAACUGGAAUAGAAAAACUACACCAUUCAGUACAGUUUCAUCAAACGAUUUACUUGAUUUUCCAGAACUGACUAUUGAUGAAUUACAAAUACUGUUCACUGGUACAUAUCAAUUGUCUCAAGCUGUGUGUUAUUUAGCGGAAAUGAUGGACGAGAACGGAUCCGUAUCUCUCAAGUCUUCCAAAGUAGAAACUGGAAUUAUCAGAUUUGAAGUAAAAUCAAGACAUAUCAAUAGCAAAACGUACAAGUCCUACGUGCACUACCUACCAAAUACUUAUGGUAUAAAGGGUGUGAAAAGAUACUGUUGUAAUUGUGCUAACGGUAACAGAACCGUAGACUGUUGCUCUCACGUUGCAUCCAUAAUUUAUUACUUGAGUCAUGCUCGAUAUUUGUCGCGCAUCUUGAAGCCAGCAGAACACUUAACUCAUUUGUUUGAUAUUGAUAAUAUUGUACCUGUCAUUGAUGAAGAUAGUGAUGAAGAUUGA
Phymastichus coffea is the source of this 2217-nucleotide messenger RNA. RefSeq lists its product as uncharacterized. The transcript has 2 exons. The record is from RefSeq and is a predicted model, not a curated record. NCBI's taxonomy places the organism in Eukaryota, Metazoa, Arthropoda, Insecta, Hymenoptera, Eulophidae. Bases 1 to 2217 code for a protein of 738 amino acids.